Loxodonta africana (African savanna elephant) is the source of this 4811-nucleotide messenger RNA. RefSeq names its product zinc finger protein 688 (gene ZNF688). The coding region runs from base 58 to 873 and encodes 271 amino acids. The transcript has 3 exons. Gene Ontology annotation, biological process: regulation of DNA-templated transcription. NCBI's taxonomy places the organism in Eukaryota, Metazoa, Chordata, Mammalia, Proboscidea, Elephantidae. The record is from RefSeq and is a predicted model, not a curated record.
GUUCGGGGAGGCGGUGGCCCGGCGACCGGGCGGUCGCUGCUCGGGGCGGGGAGCCCCAUGGCGCCGCCUCCGGCCCCGCUCCUGGCGCAGAGACCGGGGGAGAUCGGGCCUGGUUGCAAGAAGCCAGGGGUCGUGCGGUUCGUGGACGUGGCCGUGUACUUCUCCCCCGAGGAGUGGGCGUGUCUGCGGCCCGCGCAGAGGGCCCUGUACCGGGACGUGAUGCGGGAGACCUACGGCCACCUGGGCGCUCUUGGAUUCCCGGGCCCCAAACCAGCCCUCAUCUCUUGGAUGGAACAGGAGAAUGAGGCUUGGAGUCCCGCCGCCCAGGAUCCUGAGGAGAGGGAGAACCUGGGAGGAGUUCCAAGAGAUGCCCCAAACAAGAAGAAGGAAGGGUCAGGAGCUGCGGGGUUCAGAGAAAUUCCUGGGAACCAGUUACCUGAAGGACUAGUUACACACAACUCUGACUCAGCUACCAACACAGCCUUGGUGAGAGCACAGCCACCGCUGAAAGCUGCGUGGGAUCAGACCACCGGUGCACAGACUUCGGCCCCAGUGCCCAGCAUGGACGCUCAGGCCAGCCAGCGGCGCCAUGUGUGUGCGGACUGCGGCCGCCGCUUCACCUACCCGUCGCUGCUGGUCAGCCACCGGCGCAUGCACUCGGGCGAGCGGCCCUUCCCCUGCCCCGAGUGCGGCAUGCGCUUCAAGAGGAAGUUUGCUGUGGAAGCCCACCAGUGGAUCCACCGCUCCUGCUCCGGGGGUCGGCGGGGCAGGAGGCCUGGAAUUCGGGCUGUGCCUCGGGCCCCAGUCCGAGGUGACCGGGACCCGCCUGUGCUGUUCCGGCACUAUCCAGACAUCUUUGAGGAGUGCGGGUGAGCGGCUCCCGUAGGCUGGAGUUAAACCUGAGGAGUGACCUUGGCGCUAAGGACUGAGGGAGCCCUGAGUUAGGCUCCUGAGUCAGGAACUUGCAGAACAAAAUUCAUCCCUAGGGCUUCCCUCAAGGAUCUCUCAAGUUUUCAAACUUGUAAAAGAAAAAGUGCCUGUAAAGAUUCAAAUAGAUUAAACUUGCCACCCCCUCCCCAAUCUUCCAUAAAAAGAAUGAAGAGGGUGAGAUGCUUGACUUUUCCAAGCUUAUCUCAGUAGCAGGUGCAACUGAGAUCUUUCCAUUUUCUCAGGAAACAUCCACUGCCCCUUAUCUACAUCACAGGCAAAUGCUGAGGAGGGAGAAGGCCUGGCUGGGGGACCCAGAUGGAGGGCAUGGUCAAGCCCAGGCUCAUUGUUGCCAGCAGGGAGCCUAGAAAGUGGAAUAGGUGGAAAGAGUGCAGAUGCACCUGGUACAAAUCUAGUCUCUCCAACUUGUCCCACGUGACAUCCCUUCCUGAGCCUCAGUUUCCUCAUCUAGGAAGAUUAAUAACAUCUACCUCAAAGGGUUACCGUGAAGACUGAAACUUUAACAAGGUGUGUGUGACACAAUAAAUGUGCAAUAAAUAUUCGUUGAAGGAGUGAAUUAUUGUCAACGUCUUACACUUCAGAAAGUGCAAAGAAGCCUGCUAAGGAGGCAGGGCCUGGAUAUCAAUAGCUAUGUUUUGCAGAUGAGUAAACUGAGGCUCAGAGAAAUGAAGAUUCAAAGUUUCAUUGCUGUAAGGCAGUAAGGCCGGAAAUGGACAUAGAGUCCAGAUUUUUCUACCACGUUGAGACUGCCUCUGAGAAGUUAGAUCUGAGCAGAGAACAGGGAUUGGGAGCUCAGGUAAAGGGAGAGGUGAGAAUUGAUGUCUGGGUGAAGGAGGCAGCCAGCCAGCAAACAAGAGCAACUGCAAGAAAAAGUCUUUUGGUCCUCAGUUCUCAGCCAGAGCGGCCUCUGCCUUGGGGUUUGGGGUUGCUUCUCAGAUGCAGGAUCCAGCCAGCCUGGCCAAGAGAGUCUGAACAGCGAACUGAGAGCCCCACAAAAUCUAGUGCCCUUUUCACUUAGUGCAGUCAGUAUUCAGUGGCCAUUUAUUGAGUGUCUUCUGUUUGAGGGACUGUGUUUGGUGAUAAAAGAAUUCUGUGAGGAGAGCCUGGCCCUGACCCCAUUCGUGCAUUCAGCAAGCACCAUCUGAGGCCUCUGUGGGCUUUGCUGGAUGUAGAGGACACAGUGAAAUCGGGUCCCACAAUCCAUGCUGGAAGAGAGUGAUCAAGGCUGUGACCGAGGAAGCUUGUAGAUACACUUCACCCAACGUGGUUGGUGAUAUACCAGGAAAUGCUGCUUGGAGAAUAAGAUGUCUUGUGCUUCCCAUAGCAUAAGCAGGAACUGAUGUGGGGAGGGGGGGUUCAGGCAGAGGAAGCAGCAAGGGAGUCUCGUUUCGUAGAAAGGAUCAAAGAGGGACAGCGUAGAGGUUAUGAGCAUGGGCUCUGGAAUCAGACUAUAUGGGUUCAGAUCCCAACUCAUUUGCUUUUUGUCUGUGCAAUCUUGGGCAAGUCACUUCACCUCUCUGUGCCUCAGUUUGCUCAUCUAUCAAGCCUGGAUAAUCACAGCACCUACCUCAUAAGAGGAAACCCUGGUGGCAUAGCGGUUAAGUGCUAUGGCUGCUAAUCAAGAGGUCUUCAGUUCAAAUCCGCCAGGCACUCCUUGGAAACUCUAUGGGGCAGUUCUACUCCGUCUUAUAGGAUUGCUAUAGGGCCGCAAUGAGUCGGAAUCGACUCGAUGGCAGUGGGUUUGGUUUUUUUGGUUUUUGGACCUCAUGAGAUUGAUAUCAGGACUCAAUGAGAUAAUAUAUGACAGUGCCUUGCACAUUAGCAUUCAAUAUAUUUCGGUAAUUACUAUUAUUGUUUUAAUAUGUUACAAAAUAGUAUAUGAGGAGACCUGGGCAGGUCUGAAUCAAGGAAGGUUACCUGGAGGAAGUGGUUCAAACUGGUCUAGAAGGAUGAGAAAAUUUUCAGGCAUGUAUAGGAAGUAGACAUAGUUCCAUCUGACUGAAACAUAAAGAACAGGGUAAGGAGUGAUGGGAAACAGAGUAGCAGAGAGGUGGGGGCCAGCUCUGGGAGAGCCACAGAUCCCAGCAGAGGAGCUUGAGGCUUACCCUGUAGAUACUGAGAAGCCAUGAAAAGUUCUUGAGCACGGGUAGGACUGUUUGACAGGCGCUGUCAGACGACCAUGCAGAGAAGUGUGGGAGCAGUAUGCUCCUCCCAAGUGUGGGAGGAGACUGGACGUUGGUGGUCUCUGUCCCAGGUGAGAUCAUCAGGAGCUGGGGCCAAGGGUGGUGACCUUGGAAAUGGAAUUAAAGAGAAUUUUGAGAGGCUUCUGCCAUAGAAUCUACAUGGCUCAGUGACUGACAAUAUGAGCUGUGAGCAAGUAAGAGGUUUCAAGACUGGAGAGCUGGAACAAGGGAGCAUCAGUGCUGGGCAUGGAGCAGUCAGGAGUGGGAGUGGGCAGGACCAAGGGGUCACCAGUACUGGGAGGGGUGAGUCCAAAGAGAAGGUGGAGCAGGGGAGAGUAGGCACCACCAAGGAGGGAGGAGCAGAACAAGGCACACUUCAUCAAGCACACAGUGAUUGCCAUUUUCUCUUCCUCUCUUUUCCACUCAUUCAUUUAACAAAUACUAAGCAUGAACCAUGCACUAUGUGCCAGGAUAUAGCAGAGAAGAGAGACACAGGAAACAAGGUACUGUGGUUGCAAAUAAUAAGCACAACAAGGGAAAUGGAGUCCCUGGGUGGUACAAUGGUUAACACGCUGGGCUACCAACUGAAAGGUUGGAUGUUCAGGUCCACCCAGAGGCACCUCGGAAGAAAGGCCUGGUGAUCUACUUCUGAAAAAACAGUCAUUGAAAACCUGCUGGAGCACCAUUCUACUCUGACACACAUGGGGUCAUCAUAAGUCAGAAUCAACUUCACAGCAGCUGGUUUACUGGACAAAGGAAAUAUAACAGGGAUUGCUGAAAGUGCCACUGCAGAUCUGAGUGAUGGGAAGGAGCCACGCCAUAAGGGGGGGGGGCGAUAGAGGAGGGGGUCCACAGGGAACAGCACGUUCGAUGCUCUGAGGCAGGGAUGGGUUUGAUGUGGCUGAGGCACAGAAAGAACACUUGUGGCUGAAUUGGAGAAACCAAGGGAGAGGAUUUAUAGAUGAGCACGGAGAAAGGGAGAGAUGGAGGCUCCUGGAGAUGGGAAGUUUGGAUUUGAUUCUACCUAUAAUGGGAAGCCACUGGGAGGGUUUUUAAUAGACUGUGGUUGUGAUCUGAUUUAUAUUUGAAAAAAAAAAACCAACCUGGCUGCUCUGAGAAUGGACUGUAGUGGGCCAGAGUUGAGGAAGAGUGAUGAUGGGAAGUAGCAGAUGGAUUUGAAGUUAACUCUGGAAGCUGAACGGACAGGGCCUGCCUUUGGGCUGGAUAAAGAAGCUGAGAGCAGUGGAAGACCCCAGAAUGAUGAUUGGGUUUUCAGUGAGUGAGAAGGAGAAGGGAGGAGCCAGUUUUGGGGGUGGUACUGGGGUGUGAUGACAGCGUGGAUUACAGAGCUUUAAAGCUGGCAGGGAGCUCUUGGAACUGUCUACAUAUUUCAAAAUGUAUUCCUUGUAAGUAGCAUUAGGCAAAAGAGAAAGGGUGGGUUCCGUGUUUACAUAAGUGUGGGAAACAGCAGGCAGAAUAGGUUUCUUUAUUGUAGGUCUGCAUGUUCAAUGGGGAAACCCUGGUGGCAUAGUGGUUAAGUGCUACAGGUGCUAACCCAAAGGUUGGCAGUUUGAAUCUACCAGGCGCUCCUUGGAAACUCUAUGGGGCAGUUCUACUCUGUUCUGUAGGGUUGCUAUGAGUCGGGAUCGACUCUACAGCAACGGGGUUUGUUUUUUUUUU